CGGAAACCGUAUUGGUACGUCGUUGUUAUGAUUCCCCUCUGAGUCUUUUAUCCGAUGUCCAAUGUGCUCUAUUUUCUGAUUGUGAAGGAAGAUCAGAAUGGAUGAACUUGAUCACAUGCUGACCGACCCCCUAGACUCAGGGGAGGGCAGUGAUGGGCGCAUCACUGAAGAGUGCAUGUUGGGAAACUGUCAAGUGAGUCUUCCCGAAGACCUGCUUGAGGAUCCUGAAAUAUUCUUCUCUGUGCUGAGUGAAAGCACUUGGUCUGAAGUACUGACAGAUGACCAGAGGCAGCAUCUCCGUCAACUGUUACCACACUUUCAAGAAGACAACACUUGUGAGCAGGACAGCACCAUCAGCAAACUCUUCAACAAACAGAACUUCUGCUUCGGAAACCCCUUGCACCUUGCACAGAAACUGUUCCAAGAUGGCCAUUUCAAUCCAGAAGUGGUUAAGUACAGACAACUGUGUGCCAAGUCCCAGAAAAAACGCCAGCUGAACUCAUUGCAGCAGUACUACCACAAACUCCUUAAACAGAUCCUGGUCUCUAGAAAGGAACUGCUAGAGUUGGCUGUCCGCAGUGGCCCUGACAUUGCGGUGAACAGAAAGUAUCCCACCCAGACACAUGGUGAGGUGCAGGAACAGAGGGUCAGAGGAAGAGUGUGCCGGAUACUGAGGGAAGUUAAAACUGAGUGUGGAGACAGCAAUGCCUCAUCUGACGAUGAUGAUACAGCCUCUUGGCUGCCAACACCUCAAUCUCCUUCCUCUCCAACGCCCACAGUCUCUGUCAGGGUUUUGCCCAGUCUCUCCACCCAGGACAUGAAGACCACCGAUAAGCAAGAACUGGGAGAGAAGGACAUGAGAGCCAUGCUACGGAGACAUAGAGAGAAGAGGAGACGACAACCGGAUCAUCCAGACUUGAUGACUUCUGACAUCCGCCUGGGUGACAUGAUGUCUAGAGUGAACAUAGGUCGUAAAGGCUCCAUGAUGACACUGUUUGACCUGGCUCUGCCCAAGAGGAAGAUGAGGGAGGAGAGGAGAAAGAAGAAGAUGAGGACAAUUAAAGUGGAGUCUGAGGAUCCCUGUGAGGCUCUGAUGCCUUCAGAAGCCCCAGCUCCAUCAGUUAACAUCACAGCUGCUCUGCCUGAGACCCCAGUCACUCCACUGCCCAGUGUCAAGGAAGAGCCGAUGGAGGAGGUGCAGAACAGCCCUGUCAUGGUGGAGGAGAUCGCAGUGAGCUUCUUCAACCUGCUGGAGAACAUCCUAAAACUAGACGGCCUCGCCAGCACCACCAUGUUGGAGGAGAAGGUCCAACAGUGGCAGACAUCUCCAGCUAGUUCCCUGAACCCCUGGUUCUCCUCGGCCUCCUGCUGGUCAGAGAUGGUGCUGCCGGCCCUGCACUUCCUAGCUGGGGAGACUAAAGUCGGUAUGUUGGUUCUUCCCAGUGGCUUCACUCCCUAUGUGGCGUUCAGGGAAAACUCACAGCGAUGGAAAUGGAUUGGUCCCAGUCAGGAUGGAGAGAAGGAUUUGAGUGCUCUGUGUCAGCUAUGGGUCGACUCCAAGGACUUGGUUGUGGUCAAGACAGAAUGUGAAGAACUAACAGAGAUGACUUCUCCCACCCCUAGAGUCAGUUGGACUGACUUCGUGGUGCGGCCCAGCACAGGAGACGAGAGGCAUGUUUUCCAAGUGCAGGAGCAGCAGCGGUAUGACCAGCCACACAAAGCCUUCACCUUCAGAAUGCAUGGCUUUGAGUCUGUGGUGGGGCCUGUUAAGGGGGUCUUUGACAAGGAGAUGUCUCUCAACAAAGCCAGAGAACACACUCUGCUGCGCUCCGACCGCCCAGCUUAUGUCACCAUCCUCUCCUUGGUGCGGGACGCAGCAGCCCGGCUGCCCAACGGAGAGGGGACCAGAGCUGAGAUCUGUGAGCUGCUCAAGGACUCUCAAUUCCUGGCACCAGAUGUCACCAGUGCUCAGGUGAACACGGUUGUGAGUGGGGCUCUGGACAGGCUGCACUAUGAGAAGGACCCCUGUGUGAAGUAUGACAUCGGCCGCAAGCUGUGGAUCUACCUGCACCGUGACCGCGGUCAGGAGGAGUUUGAGAGGAUUCACCAGGCUCAAGCUGCUGCUGCCAAGGCCAGAAAGGCUCUGCAGCAGAAACCUAAACCUGCGUCUAAGCCUAAGUCUGGAAGUAAGGAGGGGGGUGGUAAGACCCCUGGAGGCCUGGAAGCAAGUGAUGUGGGGGGUCCCAUGUCUCCAACUCCGACCACCCCCACUACCAGCACGCCUGGAACCCCCAAAUCACCCCUCGCCCCUGUAGCCACAACCCCCACCAAAGCUGGGAUCCCAGAUUCAGUCAAGACCAGUCCUGGUGUUCUAUUGGUGUCUCCUCCCCCCAUGCCCCAGCUGGGGACCCUGUUGUCCAGCAGCCAGUCUGGCCCCCAGGUCUCUCAGCCAGCUACCUCCCAACACACAGCCAGGGUAGUGGGCCACCAGUCAGGCACUCUCCCACAGGUACGAGUGGUUUCUUCCCAGACAGCAGGAGGACAGCAUGCCACGCUGGUGCACCAAACCCCUCAUCAAAUCAGAGUGCCAGUCACCAUGGGAACCAAGGGCAUCACACAGGCUGUGGUGUCAUUACCACUGAGGACCCAGUCUGCUGGUAGCCCCAUCCAGGUGCAGGCAUCCAGAGGGCAAACAACCCUGUCAGUGUCAGGCCUGACCACUGCUGUUACUGUACUCAAACCUCAGACUGCAUCCCCUGGCGGCCCAGCACACAACCCUACCUCCCCCGCUGUCCGACAGGGAGUCACCAGCCAGAACAUCAUCAAACAGGUGGCUAUCACAGGCCAGUUGGGUAUAAAGUCUCAAGGUAGACCGGGUCUUCCAAUAACGACUACCAAUCUGCGCAUCCAGGGCAAGGAUGUGCUCCGCCUGCCCCCCUCCUCCAUCACCACAGACUCUAAAGGACAGACGGUGCUGCGGAUCACUCCUGACAUGAUGGCCACCCUAACUAAGUCCCCUCUCACCACCGUCAAACUCACCCCCGACAUGUUAGGCACUGCCACUACUAAGAGCAUAUCUGCUACUCUCCAUGUAGCCCCACCCCACUCCACCUCUAGCCCAGCCUCCUCCUCGGGUGAAGUCCGGACCAGCAAGGCCUCUGCUGGCACCACCACCCUGUUGAAGGCUGCAGGGGACACUAUCCGCCUGAUGCCCACCCUAGCAGUCACUAUGGCCGAGCAGAAGACCAGAACCUUCUCCACCGUCUCCUCGUCUGACUCGAAGAGUGGCACCACCAUACGGAUCAUGCCCGGCCUCGGGGUCAUCCCACAGAAACAGGGUCAAACCAUCACCAUGACAACCACCACUGGCAGCAAACCAGUCUCCACUGGAGCCGCCACUGUCACCAUAGCCACCAGCGGACUGGCCGGAGCUAAAGGGGUGACGGUGGGCUCUUCUGCCUCAGGCUCCCUGACUCUGGGAACAGCCACAGCUACUGUCCGCCAGGUCCCCGUCACAGCCACAGUGGUGUCCACACAACCAGGGAAGUUACCAGCUCGGUUCACAGUGCCUCUGUCUGUCCUCAGCCAACCACUGAAAAGUAAGAGUGUGAUGACCACGCCCAUACUGAAAGGAAACCUCAGUACCAAUAUCAGCAGUCUCGGCAGGAACAUCAUCCUCACCACCAUGCCUGCCGGUACCAAGCUGAUAGCUGGGAACAAGCCAGUCAGCUUUGUCACGGCUCAACAGUUACAGCAGCUGCAGCAGCAGGGACAGGCCACACAGGUGCGGAUCCAGACGGUGCCAGCCCAGCAGCUCCAGCAGCGCUCCGCAGCAGGCUCCCCCAAGUCAAUGUCCACUGUCGUAGUCACCACCGCACCCUCACCCAAACGGGCCCCGGACCCGCCACCACCAGCACAGUGAUGCGUAUUCCCUAAGCCAGCUACUGCUCUGUGCAGUGCCACCUCUCCAGAGGCAGGUGAUGCUUAGGAGCCAUAGCCCAACUCUGCUCUCUCAAUGUUUAGGACGGAUGUCUGGAGAUGAACACACGAGUAAUCUGGCAGCAGAUGAACAUCCCAGGACAGCAUAUCACUAGACCAUUUAUAGACAGUGGUUUCACCUGACAUGUCUGUUGUGCAAGGCUAAGUUUCAGCAACACUAAUGAAAUAGCCUGCAAUUAGGGAGUAAACGUUAUUUAUGAUAAGAGUUACAUGGAGAAAAUUGGACCACUUUGAAAUGAAAAUGUAUGGCCCUCCCUUCAGCAAAAUAUAUUUGACCUAAACCCUCCCUGAACACACAAUAAUAAUAAACCUAAGUGGAUAGCAGAGUACGUCUAGCGUUUAGCCUCACUUCUGGGACAGACCAGAGCCUUACAUGUGCAGUUUUACAAACUGUUCUUCGUCCUGUAAGCAUUACAUGGCAACAAAUGAGACUUUUGAUGGCUGAGGCUAGAAGGUUGUGGGUUCGCAGACCAAUGUGAACAAGAGUAGGGGUAGAAUGAUCUCCUUUAUAGUAAAAGCAUUGCAUGAAUCUAUUAUCAUGUCAUGCAGUUCUACGUAAUUUUACAUAUUAUAAUAUUUUUUUAAUGCUGCACAAAUGACCAAACGAAGGGACGGAGAGAGAGGCUGUAUCUGUUCAUCUUGUCAUAUUUCUCUUGUCUUGUUUGCAACAACACGGGCCCUGUUUGCAAAUAAUUAAAUCUGAGAUGUCAUUAUGAAUCUGAACAUGGUACUUUCAAAAGUUAGGCCUACCUUUCCACCCCAGACAGAGUAGGCCUAACUUUCCACCCCAGACAGAGUAGGCCUAACUUUCCACCCCAGACAGAGUAGGCCUACUGACACAGAAAGCUUUAACUGCUGGCUACUCUUCCUCCAUGGCUUAACCCAACGAGAGAAGGUCGUAAGAGUUUCCCUAGAAGCUGUCUGAGUUUAAACAGAUUUUAUUGUACAGAAAGUGAAUAGCUCAAUCAAUUGAUAGUGACAGAAUUAGAUUGCUUCCCAAGCAAAGUCAUUUUUUUGUCUUCUCGGAUAUAAGAGGUUGUAGAUCAGCCUCUCAAUGUCAAAGAAACGAAACAAUGAUAUCCCCAAUGAUACAGAUUGUUUCUAGCAUACAGAAUCGCGGACGAAAGCGAUUUUAUAGAUCACCCUAUAUAAUCGGAUCCAUUCUAUUUUCUUCAAAAUCUUAAGAUAACAAGGGGUAGGGCUGUGCUUUUUGCCAUUCUCUUUAGUAAAAAGUAGGCAUAUGACAUAACAUAGCAGCCUAAUUUCUUCUGUCAGACAGGUAGGCCUACCUCUUAUUUCGUAAAUAAUAAGAUACAGGCUCCAACACAAAGCCCUCUUGUUAUUAAAGUCUAAUAAAAAUGAAUAUGGUUCAAAUGAACUAUGCCUACUUUCAGCACCAUGAGCUGUUUCUGAUUGAUUGUGCCGUGGCUGCUGCUUCAAGUCUCAGCACCACAAUGUAAGUUGCUGGAACCUGGCUUAUUAUUUACCUCUGGUAAAUAGGCCUACAUAAUGGGAAAGAAACAUAUCAUUUUUAAUCAAAUCUAUUAUAAUAGCAAGCUAUCAAAGUUUACCUCCGAUCCUCCUCAUCUUCACGCUCUCCUUCUCAAACUGAACUGAACAGAACAUGGGCAAGAUAGUCCAUUUUUUGGACUAGGCCUAAUAAAAUAUUAUUUUUGGAAGAAGCUUUUGAGUCUCCUCCUGAACUACCAACAUAGGCCUACACAGCACAGCAUUGGUUAGGCAGUACACAAAAAAGGGUUUUGAUCAGCAAGAGCAGAGCAGGCCGGGGCUCAGGGUUGGAAUAUCCAUUGCAGUGUGUAAUGCAGCCUAGUUUUAUUGACACCAUCCCGGCAGCUAUCUUAGAAAUAUAACUUUCUUCUGUGCUUGUCUGAGGAUGCACUUCGUAGCCUAUAGCAGGGAUCAUCAACUAGAUUCAGCCGCGGGACAAUAUUUUUCUGGAGCGGAUGGUCAGGUGGCCAGAACAUAAUUACAAAUCAUUUGUAGACUGCAAAUUGACCACAAGAAGCCCAAACGGAUAUAAUGUUUGACUAAAACAUAAUAAUUUCAAACCUUACUUACAUUUGUAUAUGAUCACGUGUCUAUUAUGCGUGGAAAUACUUGGGAACAGAUUUCUUAAAUUAAAACCACUUGGAGCUGAUUUCCUGGUGUCUUUACAGUCUUUUAUGUGGGACCAAAUAAAAUGUGGCCCGCGGGCCGCCAGCUGGAGAACCCUGGCCUAUAGGGUAUGGGUCAUUUGAUUGAGACCAUACUAAAUAGCUUAUAAGGGCACUCAAAUAGCAUUCCCAGUGGAGAAUCAUAGAUGAGGGGUGGCAUCGGGCACACAUCAAACAUCGGCACACAUCUCCUUAUAAGCAACUAAUUCUAAAACACUGAGAAAUAUAGAAAUUUCAUCAAUUACAAAUUAUGAUGCUCCCCUGGACUAGAUAGAAAAAAAUACUAAACACUCCUCUUGAAUAAAAUUGACUAAGCAUGACCCUCCUUCAUUUUCCUCCAGGCACCCAUUUAUGUCCAUUUCAAUCCAUCCUUACUGUAAGCUUUCUUACAGUAGGUGUCAGGCAAGGCUCGGUCAACAGCUUGUACAUGUCACUAUGCAAACUAGACUGAAACUAGCCUAGUUUUUACUAAUGGUAAACAGACAAAGUGUAUUUUCACCUUACUCAUUGAUCUUUAUAAACAAAUUCAAAUUGAUUGCUAUUUAUUUCUAUCCAAUUUAAAGCCAGAAUGGUAUGAUGUCUUAUCCAGUAAGCAGAUACAUUGUUCUAGGUAUCCUUCAUCUUUAUGUCUAUGGAGGGCCUUAUCAUUGCAAUUACUGACGAUUUGAAUGCAAAUUUGUGGUUCCAUCUUUAAGACAUGGUAUAAAAAUAUGAUCGCAGUGUAACCUCUCUUGACAUCCUUGUCAGUGAUUUGUCGUUGUUCAUUUCAUGAUGAUUCUGGUUGUAAUAUAGUGUUCUUUUUUUUCUGUGGUUGUGAAAGUAUUUCAUACCUAAAAAAUAAAUAACUACAGUACAAUGAA
Messenger RNA from Oncorhynchus tshawytscha (Chinook salmon), 7033 nucleotides. It is a transcript of the gene nfrkb, whose product is annotated as nuclear factor related to kappaB binding protein. Lineage: Eukaryota; Metazoa; Chordata; Actinopteri; Salmoniformes; Salmonidae. Gene Ontology annotation, molecular function: protease binding. The transcript has 26 exons. The coding region runs from base 98 to 3922 and encodes 1274 amino acids. Gene Ontology annotation, cellular component: Ino80 complex. The record is from RefSeq and is a predicted model, not a curated record.